Oryza brachyantha (malo sina) is the source of this 3286-nucleotide messenger RNA. Its product is annotated as auxin response factor 24. The transcript is spliced from 15 exons. Gene Ontology annotation, molecular function: DNA binding; protein binding. Gene Ontology annotation, biological process: regulation of DNA-templated transcription; response to hormone. The record is from RefSeq and is a predicted model, not a curated record. Gene Ontology annotation, cellular component: nucleus. The coding region runs from base 273 to 2780 and encodes 835 amino acids. NCBI's taxonomy places the organism in Eukaryota, Viridiplantae, Streptophyta, Magnoliopsida, Poales, Poaceae.
CAGCAGCAGCAGCAGCAGCAGCGACACAAACUGACGUCGCCUUCGUCCCCUCGCCUCCUCCUCCUCCUCCUCGUCGAGGCUGCCGCUGCUCCUCCGCCUCGGCUGCUUAAAUCCGGGGGCCCCCCUGCUCCUCCGCCGCUUCUUCCGCUUCCCCCCCUCGCUCACGUUUUUUUCUUUUCUCCUCUCCGCUCCCCGGAUUCCACCGGAGAGCGGGAGGGGUACGUGGAGGUGGUGCGGUGCGGAAUUGAGGGGGUGUGUGGAUGUGAGAUCCGAUGGCUGCUGCAGCGACGGGGGUGGCGGCGGGGGAGGGACUGGCCGGAGGCGGUGGAGGAGUGGAUGGGCUGUUCGUGGAGCUGUGGCGGGCGUGCGCGGGGCCGCUGGUGACGGUGCCGGCGGUCGGGGAGAGGGUCUUCUACCUCCCGCAGGGCCACAUCGAGCAGGUGGAGGCGUCGACGAACCAGGUCGCCGAGCAGCAGGGGGCUCCGCUCUACAAUCUGCCAUGGAAGAUCCCGUGCAAGGUCAUGAACGUCGAGUUGAAGGCUGAGCCAGAUACCGAUGAGGUGUAUGCGCAGCUCACCCUGCUUCCUGAGAAGCAGCAGGAUGGGAAUGGAAAUGGGAACGGGAAUGCCUCUAAAGACCAGGUGGAUGAGGAGGCGGCGGCACCACCAGCUGCAGCUGAGCGGCCCCGGGUGCACUCUUUCUGCAAGACGCUUACUGCCUCGGACACAAGCACUCAUGGUGGAUUCUCGGUGCUGCGCCGGCAUGCAGAUGAGUGCCUCCCACCACUGGAUAUGAGUCAGCAUCCCCCAACACAAGAGCUGGUGGCCAAGGAUCUUCAUGGGGUUGAGUGGCGCUUCCGUCACAUCUUCCGAGGUCAGCCACGUAGACACCUUCUCCAGAGCGGUUGGAGUGUUUUUGUUAGUGCCAAACGUCUUGUUGCUGGAGAUGCUUUCAUAUUUCUGAGAGGUGACAAUGGGGAACUGCGAGUUGGUGUUCGACGUGCAAUGAGGCAACAAGCUAAUAUUCCAUCUUCAGUCAUAUCAAGCCACAGUAUGCAUCUUGGUGUUCUUGCAACAGCAUGGCAUGCGGUGAACACUGGGACAAUGUUCACUGUGUACUACAAGCCAAGGACUAGUCCAUCUGAAUUUGUGGUACCACGCGAUCUGUACGAGGAAUCUCUCAAACGAAAUCAUUCAAUAGGGAUGAGAUUCAAGAUGACAUUUGAAGGCGAAGAGGCUGCAGAGCAAAGAUUCACUGGCACAAUUGUUGGAAUAGGUGAUUCUGACCCAUCUGGUUGGGCUGACUCAAAAUGGCGUUCCCUUAAGGUGCGAUGGGAUGACGCUGCUUCUAUUCCUCGUCCUGAUAGGGUUUCUCCUUGGCAAAUAGAACCUGCUAACAGCCCUUCCCCACCCAACCCUCCUCAAGCAACCCGGACCAAGAGGGCUCGUCCAAAUGUUAUAUCGUCCUCGUCUGACUUAUCUGCUGUAAACAAAGAAGUUGCUUCAAAAGUCAUUGCAAACUCACAGCAGAAUGGUCUUACAAGGGCCUUCCACAGUCAAGAAAGCACAAAUUUGAGGAGUCGUUUUGGUGAUAGCAGUGAGCUAAAUACUUCCCAGAAGCUUACCAUGUGGUCUUCAGGAAGCAAUCAAGAGAAAAAUAAUGCUAUUGUCCAGAGGGAGCUAGGUUCACAGAGUUGGAUGCAGAUGAGGAGGCCUGAUAGUUCUUCUGAGAUAUUAUCUGGAUUUCAACCCCAGAAAGAUACAAGGAACCCUCUGAGUUCGUUCCCUAGUCAGAUAUCUGGGAAUCGUUCAAAUACCUGGAAUACAAUCAAUGUUCAUUAUCCUGACCAAAAUGUCAAUCACAAUAUGUUCCCUGGAACGUGGUCUUUUAUGCCCCCAAACACUGCUUUUGGUGUGAAUCAACAGAGCUACCUAAUGCCACCUGACAUCCCGCUCCCUCAAAGGUCUCUUAAUGCAAAGUUUAGUGGGAAUGGAGCAUUCACUUCACUUCGGGCCCAUGGUAUUGAUCAGCGCUCCUCUGGUUGGCCUGGGCAUAUUGAGCCAAGUUCUCACAUUGAUGAUGCCUCAUUAAGUCUGAUCAAGCCACAGCCUUUGGUUAUUGAUCACAAUGUUCAGAAAGCUAAAGGCUCUUCAUGCAUGCUUUUUGGGAUUUCUCUUGACAGCCCAGCAAAACCUGAACAAUUGAUAUCCCCACCAAGUGUUGCAUUUGAUGGGAAGCUUCAACAGGAUGCACUUGAAGAGGAUGAGUGCUCUGAUCCUUCCAAGACUCUGAAGCCACUUGAUGGAGCUCAGCACGAUUCUGCUACUGAGAAACAUCAGUCUUGUCCAGAAGGUGCCAGAAACAUUCAGACUAAACAUAAUGGUUCCUCACGAAGUUGCAAGAAGGUACACAAGCAAGGGAUCGCACUCGGAAGGUCGAUAGAUCUUACAAAAUUUACUUGCUAUGAUGAGCUAAUUACUGAACUAGACCAGAUGUUUGACUUCAAUGGUGAGCUGAGCAGUUCUUGCAAGAACUGGAUGGUCGUGUAUACUGAUAAUGAGGGUGACAUGAUGUUGGUUGGUGAUGAUCCUUGGAAUGAAUUCUGCAACAUGGUUCAUAAAAUCUUCAUCUAUACAAGGGAGGAGGUUCAGAAGAUGAAUCCAGGUGCUCUGAACUCAAGGUCAGAAGAUAGUCGGUCUACUUCCAUGGAACGAGGGUUGGUCGGCGAAGGGCUCCAAGGUGGUUUAUCCACCCCAUCACUGAAUUCUGAGAACUGCUAAUUUGUUUGGUCACUGAGGUCUUUUGUGGUUUGCAGAGCCGACAUAUCCGCGGUAGGAAGGAAUCUUUUCGUGGUGUAGUACUAGUAGUUGGUGCUUUUAUAUGUUAUCGGGUAAGCCCCGCAGUACCCCAUUUGUAGAUGGUGCUUGUCCUGGUAUUCAGGUGCCUGUUCUUCGUUUUCGACAAGUUUUGGGUGUGCUUUGUUGAGGUUUAAGUCAUUGUACAAUAUGCCCCGUAGUAGUGAAAGGCGCCGAAGCCAAGCUGCUUGUUGCGCUUGCUUGCCCCUCUUCCCCUCCCUAAGCCUUGUAAAUAGCUUUGCUCUCCCUUUCAUCAGUCAGUCUAAUAUGUGUUGCGAACAGCGGUAAUCAAUGUACCUCCUCAAGAAGGCAAGGCAAUUUGACCCUAAGUGUUGCCAUUUCAACAUUCUGUUUGCCUCCUUGCUUUUGGUUCCUUGUGUAUGGCCCAGUUUGAUUGAUUCUGAUAUUAUCAGAAUUGUUUGUUGUUCGCC